Teleopsis dalmanni is the source of this 4167-nucleotide messenger RNA. Its product is annotated as cytoplasmic FMR1-interacting protein. Bases 158 to 4027 code for a protein of 1289 amino acids. Gene Ontology annotation, biological process: axon guidance; cell morphogenesis; regulation of translation. Gene Ontology annotation, molecular function: RNA 7-methylguanosine cap binding; small GTPase binding. The record is from RefSeq and is a predicted model, not a curated record. Gene Ontology annotation, cellular component: SCAR complex; neuron projection; synapse. NCBI's taxonomy places the organism in Eukaryota, Metazoa, Arthropoda, Insecta, Diptera, Diopsidae. The transcript has 13 exons.
CAUAUGUAUUAAGAAAUGUUACCGUUUAACAACACUACCUGCAUAUGAAUUAGUGAAAAUGCAACGCUACCCUGCACUGUCUCUUGACAUGUCAAGUGAUUAAUGAAAAUUCUUCGCGUUUGCAGUGAAUAUGUAAAUUCUUCAAAAACGUUUUAAGAUGACGGAGAAGAUUACUUUGGCGGACGCUUUGUCCAAUGUGGAAGUACUGGAUGAAUUAUCAUUGCCUGAUGAGCAGCCAUGCAUUGAAGCGCAGCCUUGUUCCAUUAUUUAUAAAGCAAACUUCGAUACAAACUUCGAAGAUCGUAAUGGUUUUGUUACCGGAAUUGCUAAAUAUAUCGAAGAGGCCACAACACACGCCAAUUUGAAUGUUUUGUUGGAGGAAGGACAGAAACAUGCUGUUAUGUUAUAUACUUGGCGUUGCUGCUCACGCGCUAUACCACAGCCUAAAUCGAAUGAGCAGCCAAAUCGUGUCGAGAUAUACGAAAAAACCGUAGAAGUGUUGGCACCGGAAGUAAACAAAUUAUUGAAUUUCAUGUAUUUUCAGCGCAAAGCCAUAGAGGCAUUUUCUGGUGAAGUAAAACGUCUAUGUCAUGCCGAGAAACGUAAAGAUUUUGUUUCCGAAGCUUAUUUAUUAACAUUGGGAAAGUUCAUCAACAUGUUUGCUGUAUUGGAUGAAUUGAAAAAUAUGAAAUCCAGUGUUAAGAACGAUUACAGCACUUACAGACGUGCUGCACAAUUUUUGAAAGUAAUGUCAGAUUCGCAUACACUGCAAGAGUCUCAGAAUCUUUCAAUGUUUCUGGCCACACAAAAUAAAAUACGUGACACUGUUAAGGACACAUUAGAGAAAAUCAUUGGGUAUGAAGAUCUAUUAUCGGAUGUUGUAAAUAUCUGUGUGCAUAUGUUUGAAACAAAAAUGUACUUGACACCCGAAGAAAAGCAUAUGUUAGUUAAAGUGAUGGGCUUCGGCUUGUUUUUGAUGGACAGUGAUGGUUGCAAUAUCAAUAAAUUAGAUCAAAAGAAAAAAAUACGUUUAGAUCGCAUUGAUCGUAUAUUUAAAAACCUGGAAGUGGUACCGUUAUUUGGCGAUAUGCAAAUUGCUCCUUUCAAUUACAUCAAACGUAGCAAACACUUUGAUUCCAGUAAGUGGCCACUAUCCAGUUCAAACGCAAUUAGUCCACAGGCUGACUUAAUGGUACAUUUACCACAGAUACGUGAAGAUCAUGUUAAGUAUAUAUCUGAAUUGGCGCGUUAUACAAACGAAGUCACAACAACGGUUAAAGAAAAUCCGACUGAUGCAGAAAAUCGCGCUACAUCAGAUUUAGCACUACGUGGCUUACAGUUACUCUCAGAGUGGACAAGUGUAGUGACUGAAUUGUAUUCUUGGAAACUUUUGCAUCCUACCGACCAUCACCAAAAUAAAGAAUGUCCCGUAGAGGCAGAGGAAUAUGAACGUGCGACGCGCUACAACUACACUUCAGAAGAGAAAUUUGCACUGAUUGAAGUAAUAGCAAUGAUCAAAGGUUUACAGGUUCUUAUGGCACGCAUUGAAACAGUACUGUGUGAAGCUAUACGUCGAAAUAUAUAUUCAGAAUUACAGGAUUUUGUACAAGUUACACUGCGCGAACCCUUACGUAAAGCUGUCAAAAAUAAAAAAGAUCUUAUACGUAGUAUAAUAAUGUCAGUGCGUGAAACAUCAGCCGAUUGGCAGAAAGGUUACGAACCUACUGAUGAUCCCGCAGGAAAAGGCAAAAAAGAUCCCGAUGGCGGAUUUCGUAUACAUGUGCCACGUUUAAAUGUGGGUCCAUCAUCUACACAACUCUAUAUGGUGCGCACUAUGUUGGAAUCGCUUAUAGCUGAUAAAAGUGGUGGGAAACGCACUCUGCGUAAGGAUAUUGAUGGCACAUGUUUAAUGCAAAUUGAUACUUUCCACAAGACAUCAUUUUACUGGAGUUAUUUGCUUAACUUUAGUGAAACCUUACAAAAAAGCUGCGACCUUUCGCAACUAUGGUAUAGGGAAUUCUAUUUGGAAAUGACGAUGGGGCGUAAAGUCAACAAAUGUAUGGUACGUCACCAGCAUAAUGAGGAAUGUAAAGAUUUAAUUACUAUGGAAAAACGCAUACAAUUUCCAAUUGAAAUGUCUAUGCCUUGGAUAUUAACAGAUCAUAUUUUGCAAACAAAGGAACCCUCUAUGAUGGAAUUUGUUUUAUAUCCUUUGGAUUUGUACAACGAUUCGGCUCAUUAUGCUUUGACAGUAUUUCGUAAGCAGUUCUUGUAUGAUGAAGUGGAAGCAGAAGUAAAUUUAUGUUUUGAUCAAUUUGUUUACAAUUUAAGUGAACAGAUAUUUGCGCACUAUAAGCAAUUAGCGGGAAGCAUAUUUUUGGAUAAACGUUUCCGUUUGGAAUGUGAAGUACUUGGUUUUAAUUUUCAGUCUUAUCCUCGCAAUAAUCGCUAUGAAACACUUUUGAAGCAACGUCAUGUGCAACUGCUGGGUCGGUCUAUUGAUUUAAAUAAACUUAUAACACAACGAAUCAAUGUAAAUAUGCACAAGAGUAUUGAAUUGGCCAUAAGUCGAUUUGAAGCAAAUGAUAUUACUGGAAUUGUGGAACUUGAGGGUUUGUUAGAAGCCAAUCGAAUUUGUCACAAGCUUCUAAGCAAAUAUUUAGCUUUGGAUAAUUUUGAUGCAAUGGCUAAAGAGGCAAAUCACAACGUUUUAGCACCAUAUGGACGCAUUACUUUACAUGUUUUUGUGGAAUUGAAUUAUGAUUUUUUGGUUAGUUAUUGCUACAAUGCAGCAACAAAUCGUUUUGUACGCAGCAAAGUCAAUUUAUCAUCCACUCAACCAAUACAUCGCGACAAGCCAGCGCAAAUGUCUCAUUACUACCUAUGGGGUUCAAAGCAAUUGAAUGCUGCUUAUUCAACACAGUAUGGACAAUAUACAGGCUUUGUUGGUGCACCGCAUUUUCAUGCUAUGUGCCGUUUGCUUGGAUAUCAAGGCAUAGCAGUGGUAAUGGAUGUAAUCCUAAAAGAUAUCGUUAAACCUUUAAUACAAGGUUGUCUAUUGCAAUUUACAAAAACUCUUAUGAGUGCUAUGCCCAAAUCUUGCAAACUACCACGUUGCGAAUAUGGCUCACCAGGUGUGCUUAGUUAUUACCAAGCACAUUUAACUGAUAUUGUGCAAUAUCCUGAUACAAAAACGGAGUUAUUCCAAUCAUUUCGAGAAUUUGGAAAUUGUAUUAUAUUCUGUUUACUAAUCGAACAAGCUUUAUCACAGGAAGAAGUGUGUGAUUUAUUACACGCAGCGCUAUUUCAAAAUAUAUUUCCAAGACCAUUUUGUAAAGAAAACGAGAAACCAGAAGCCAAACAAAAACGUCUCGAAGCUCAAUUUGCGAACUUGCAGAUAGUAUCAAAUGUGGAGAAGAUAGGCACUGCUAAGCAAGCCAUGAUUGCACGUGAAGGUGAUCUACUAACACGAGAACGCCUUUGUUGUGGUUUAAGCAUUUUCGAAGUUAUAUUAAAUCGCAUCAAAGGUUAUUUAGAUGAUCCAGUCUGGUGUGGCCCUCCGCCAGCCAAUGGAAUUAUACAUGUUGAUGAAUGUUCGGAAUUUCAUAGACUUUGGUCAGCCUUACAGUUUGUUUAUUGUAUACCGGUGCGUGGUACAGAAUAUACCAUUGAAGAACUCUUUGGUGAAGGUCUUAAUUGGGCCGGUUGCGCUAUGAUUGUACUGCUCGGUCAACAACGACGCUUUGAGGCUUUAGAUUUCUGUUAUCAUAUAUUACGCGUGCAACGAGUUGAUGGAAAAGAUGAGGAUGUGAAAGGAAUCAAACUGAAACGUAUGGUGGAUCGCAUACGUCGUUUCCAAGUAUUAAAUUCACAAAUUUUUGCUAUUCUAAAUAAAUAUCUAAAAAGUGGCGAUGGUGAAGGAUCAAAUGUUGAACAUGUACGUUGCUUCCCGCCACCACAACAUCCUUCGGUUAUUUCUUCACAUUAUCAAGACCCUAACAAGUUGAGACAAAGUUUAAAUAACUAAGUAUGAGUAUUUAAAUAUAUAUGCAAAAUUAGAAAACUGCGCUUUUAAGUGUAAGUUUUAUGAUUAAGUAGUUCUCUUAGCCACUUAGAUUUUAUAUACAUACUAAGUUAAAUUAAGUGUUGCUUCUCUUUUAAGCAACA